GAUGUCUUACAGUCUUUGAUACUUACAGAAAAAUAGGAUCAACAUAAUAAUUUGUCAGCUUGAUGUAGGAGUGCUAUGGUAAUCGGUGGUAAAGUUACGUGUAUUAUCUGAAACAGCAGGCUGACUUUUUACCCCAUAUCUGCAUGAACACUGUGGCGGUGUGGCGGGCUGUUGGCGAGGCGGAGACACCUGAUUGGCUGGGCAGCAGGGCGGAAGUGCGUCUACCGUCCCAGCUGAGCUGAAAACAAAACAAGACAAGCUGCGACUGCACCAUGAUGGAUGAGCUGGUGCAGGACCUGGUGUCUGCUCUGGAGCAGACCUCAGAGCAAAGCAAGCUGGGGGAGCUAUGGGAGGAAAUGGUCCUGAGUCCCCUGCACCAGCGCCGGCAGAUUCGCCGUCGCAGAGGCCGCAGCAAGCGCUAUCGUGAAUCUUCUCUCUAUCCGCUGCAGCACAGACGGUGUUGGAUUGAGGCCUCGGAGUCCAGCUUGGACGAGACUAUACGAUACAGAGAGAACUCUUCCUCAACCAUUACUGCCUCUGUGGCCAGCUGCAGUGACUCUGAUGACGAGACUUCAGUCAACCGAUGGCGCUCCGUCAUGACUAGGCAGUCCUCCUGGCCAGAGUCCGAUUCCUUCACCGAGAAUAAUCCAGGACGGCAUCUCAGGAAGCGGAGGAAGGUCAAACGUAUGACCACAGACGUCACAGUUAGGUUGCAGCAGAAGUUAAAGGUUUCUGGUGUAGAUGGGAAACGGAGACACAGGCCGUCUAAGAUGCAGCAUCUGUCAGGAUCGAAGAAGAGGUCAAGUGCUUGGGUUGGAGCAGGGCGACAGACCGAAGGAGCCAGGCUGAUGGGAAAGAAGUGCUGGAAGAGAAAGGUGUCCAAGGAACACAGAGAUGCUGCAGAUGAGAACAUGUCUGAGGGGGAAACCAGCAGUACAUGCAGCAGUGACCCUGGCCUGUUCACCAAUGAUGAGGGAAGACAAGGCGAUGACGAGCAGAGUGACUGGUUCUUCGAGGGGGACUGUGGAGUCGGGACGGGUGUGGCCGGCCUGCUGCCCAGCUGGGACUCAGACAACCAGCUUUCCCUCGAGGAUAACCGCCCCACGCCCACAUUCCUGCAACCUGCACGGCCCUCUCAUCGAGGGUAUCGGUAUCAUUCACGUCUGAAGCGAGUGCCCUGCUAUGCUGCAUGCUGCAUCAAGAAGGACAGGAGGCAGCUUCCCAGCAAGGGCAACGGCAUGCCAGUGUUUGUAGAGAGAAUGGGACACUUCUCCCGAGAUCCUUACCAGAGAGACUUUUUGCUGCCUUCUGUUGGAAAACGAGACCGAAGCCAGUGUGUCCUAUUGACAUGGUGUCAGAGAGCUCCCAUCUCAGAUGUUCCUCCUCAAUCUGCAGAAACAGGCAGACUAAUGUAUCCUGUGCAUACCAGUCCCAGAGUGACAUCAGGAGGAAGAGGGAAACAGAAGCUGUGUCCGUCACAACAACAACAUCAGCACUGCCGUGGAAGUGCUGAAGCUGGUUGUGAAAAAGAAAAACCCACAACAACUUAUCAAGCCAGAUAUUUCCCUUCACUCCCAGAGACAAAAAGCUUUAAAGCGAGCAACCCAUUUCAUAAGGAUCACCAGAGAGCAGAGGCACGGGGAGCCAGUAACACCUCAACCCUAGAGACUGUGGGACCAAGUGCACCAGGUUUACAGAGUUCAUCAUUCCUCCAGGGGGACCAUGAAGAACCUGAACAGGGCUGGACAAGCACACCUAAAUGACAAAGGAAAAGCUACUGUGCCAGAGAAUGAAAAGGCCAAAACUCCUCUUUCUGAACUUUAUAUAAUAUAAAGAAAAAAUACAAAGCACAUCAUUACUCCUCAAAUCAGCAUGCUACUUCUAGAUCCAGUCUUUCCAGGUAGUAUAUUAAGCUUGACAAAUGUUAAUGCAAUCAAGCCUUGUUAAGCCCUCCGCCUUCUCCUCAAAGCAGCUUCAAGAGGCUCCUCGUUUGACUUAGGGCUGGAAGGCUCCUCCGGUUUCCACACACAGUCUCCGGGCCACCUGCUACCACAUAAUCCAACAAUUAUGUCCACUUUAGUAGCGCAGCAUUUGCCAGCAGGAACACUGGGAGGAUGGUAUGGUCAGGUGAGGCAGCUUUGUGGCUGGGGUGGGGGGGUCUGCUCUUUACGGCAGACAACAAUGGCCGUGCAGGCAGCACAUACUGUGGCCAGCUCCGAGACAGAAGAGCAUCAGAAUGUUUAGCUACCACAUGCUACAGGGUUCAAAGAGGCGACCACCAGUAGAGAGCCACACAAAGUACAGGCCUCCUAUUAGCAUGGAUUUGAAAAGCUACAGUUUGUACAAAGGUGCUCAUUAGCACAACACAGAGGGAGUGUAGUCACCGUCCUCGGAGGGCAGCCUCUGUUCUCUUCAGCUUACCUUCCAUAUUCAAAUGUUCCCAAAAGUAUUUAAGUUCAAGGCCAGCUGCAAAUCUGUUUAAACAGGCUGUUUUUCAGCAGUGGUGGAUUAGUUGCUGUACAGAAAGCCAGCAGAAAUGAGUUGAAGGAGCUGUUGGAGACAGGAGAAGAGAGUCGUACACUGUAUUUUCCCCUACCCUUGGAGUAUACAUUUCUCCGGCUCCCUUGGCAUCAAAUCCAUUAAAAGAUCAAUGGCAGCAUACAGCAAGAUCAAACAAAACACUUCUCGCCAAGCUGGUAAAUGAGAAGUAUUUUCAGAAGAUUGCAUUUUUAUAUAGGAGUCAAGUGAAGUACAAUCUACUUGACCUAAACCACAUAGGUGAUAACGGUCUUUAAAAACACAAACACAUACACCUGUACAUAAUCUCUGCUAGAGAGUGUCUUGAAAAGGUAUUUUAAAGUGAAAUGUUGACGUGAAGAGGAGUGAAUUUGGUUGCGUGCAAAAGUUUGAUGUUUUUAAAAAGCUUAUCUGAGCGCCAAAAGGCACAUGUAUGCACUUUCUAUAAUGAUCACCAGCUACAUUCUGCAUGUCUUUUCAGACACUUUAAAGCCUUAUUUAAGAGAAGAAUCACAUUUAGUAGAAUGAGAUUUGCCAAUUAACAUGAGUUAUACGUCUGCAAUAAUCCAUCUGAGAAGGCUUUAUGUGAUCAUGUUGGCCAGGGAUGACAUUUAUAAAUGCUGUGUGUGCACACUCGUCUAAAUGGAUACCUCACACAAGACAUCCUGCCACAGGAAUCUGUCAGUGUUGAGGCAGAGCAACCCCCCCCCACACACACACACACACCCCUGGCUACCGCUGCAGGGAGUCCAGCAGCACAGUGGGCUCUCACGCCAGGAAUACAUAGUCCAGACUGAAUACAUUCAUAAUUAGAAAAAAGAAGCUUUUGAUAAAUACAUUGGUGUCUUCUUCAAGACAUAUGCCCCUGGACACGUUGACAAAUAUUGACUGUGUAGUGUUUUAAGGAGAGCUUUGCACCAUUGCCCUAUCCGUCAGUCUGUGUUUUGGUGCCAAGGCAUUGACAGGGAAGGAAGACGCAUCAGUUCAGAUACAGUUUCAUUAGUAGCAGGAGGGGAAACACCUCUCCUGCCUCUCUGGUAAUUAGCAGUCACCAUAAUGACAUCUCAGCCAGACAGUAUGCCUCCAAAAUGUAUUUCCAAUGGCCAGGAAGUGGGGGAAUGGCUUCCGUGCAGCCAGUCAAUUGCCCUGUUACAGUUAAGGAAUCCAGCAGGCUGGUACCACUCAUAUUUCAUCCCAGGUAAAGAUUACCUGUCAGGCCCAUGGGAGAUGUAUUGAUCUGUUUUCCUUUUUCCACCAGCAAUCACCUGACAAAGGCACCUAGGAGGCGAGUGAAUGAGUGAUGCCUGGUCUGUCUGCUCCAGCGUAGUGGCUUCUAGUGUCCACUGAUGGGUGGAGAGGUGAUGAGGAAGAGGAGAGAUAAUGCAGUCAUAAACUCUGUUUGAACCUCUUCUGUAUGCAUGCAGGGCAGCCCCUUACUCCUUGGUCACAGGUCAGUGGGGGAAUUUGCUUUUUUUUUUUAGCUCCUUGUCAGUGGCGUUAGUUCUUGCUGUGUAGUGGUGAUAGAAACAGAUGCAAAAGAGGCUCUCUGGUUCCUGCUGACAAAUGCACGUUGUGAGUCACCGUAGUUCAACUCACUUUGGGUUUCAAAAGUGAUCCGGUUUGAUCGGGGCACCUUUCUCAAUGAAAUCCAACCUUGUGUGGUCAGGGUUUCCUGUGAUUGUCAGCGUGGCGAUGCUGCACUAACAGUGAUCAAUAUAUUUUACAUUAUCUUGUGUGUUUUUGGCAGCUAAAAGUAUUUAUAUAUUUGCCUUGUUCAGUAGAAUGUCAGUGUUGAUAUUAUCCAUGUAGCCAUGCAUUUAAAGUGAUUGCACUGUAUAAAAUGUGUAGUAUUUAUGAUGUGAUCCAUAAAUAUAGGUCCAUUAAUUGAAGAUGUAGGUCUAAGGACAUUAAAUUCAUGAAUUCAAUUUCAUGAUACUGUAGAUAGUAGAGUAGAUAUGUCUCUCUAAUUUUUUUUACUGUUGUAUUUUUUUAAUUAAAUGUACAAGGAUUUAAAUAUAUCUCCCUGAUAUCAGGGUUCUUAGGCAGCUAUCCACAUUUGAUACAUAGUACAAAUAGCAUCUUAUCUCAUAGGCUGUUAUCUUUAUAUUUAAUAGUAGUGGAGGCAUGCCUAAUUGCUUUGCAAAUGAUCUAAAGAGGAUUACUCCUCCCUUAGAAAGCCUGCCCGGUGUCACUACAUGUUAGAGAGACAUUAUAAUGGUAACAUUCAAUCAAACCUGCAGUGCAGCGUUUAUGCAGUAGCUCUGUUUUCUAUGUGUUAUGUCAAAAUAAAUGUCAGUAUGAGGUGGAUACUCUGCUUUUGAAUAAACUCUGUAUGAACACGAUUAUGGACUAUUAUGGAUAAGAAGCUGUUUUAAGUAGUUGUACUUCUAUUUAUGUCAUUUGUGUAUCUUCAAAAUUAAAUAAAUGGGAUUUGUGUUAAGAUCAUGAAACGUCAUGACUCCAUGUCAUGAAUAUUCAUAGAAAAAAAACUGCGGUAUCUGUUUAUUUCAAAUACUGAAAUUUGUGUGCAAUAAAUAAUUGUGUGAAAUCUGUAUGUGAAGAUGAGA
This is a messenger RNA of Sander lucioperca (pikeperch), 5084 nucleotides long. Its product is annotated as G patch domain-containing protein 2-like. The transcript is spliced from 12 exons. NCBI's taxonomy places the organism in Eukaryota, Metazoa, Chordata, Actinopteri, Perciformes, Percidae. The record is from RefSeq and is a predicted model, not a curated record. Bases 273 to 1763 code for a protein of 496 amino acids.